AUGUGCACCAUAGUUGAUGAAAAAUUCACGCAAGCAAUGUCUGAUGAUGAAAGAGAAUCAAUAACAAUUGAACAAAGAGUAGUGAAUCAAUCAGAUUUAGAUGCGUUAACAUGUUCAAUAUGUUUGUCGUUGAUGACUUCUCCCGUCAAACAAUGUAUAUCUGGUCAUCUUGGUUGUCAGAGUUGUUUGGAAAAGGUUUCAACUUGUCCUCAAUGUAGAGUACCUAUUUCAAAUGGAGGACUAUCAAGAUCACUCAUUACAGAUCAUAUGUUAUCAUCACUCAGGAUUCAUUGCGAGAAUCAAUUUAGAUAUGAUAAUGAACAAAAGAAAUGGGUAAAGGAUGAAAAGGGAUGUCCAAAGAUUACAACCGUUGCAACAUCAGACACUCACAAGUUAACUUGUAAAUUUAAUCUUUUACAAUGUGAAAAUCAAGGUUGCGAUGAACAAGUAUUAAAAAAAGAUAUGGAUAGUCAUCUUGAACAAUGUAAACACCAACAAGAGUUUCGAUGUCCCUUUAAUGUUUGCCAAUAUACUGGAAAAAGGAAAGAGCUUGAUCAACAUAUUCUAAAUGAUAUAGCAGUGCAUAUUUCAAACAACAAUUAUGAAAUGGAUUGUCAAAUCGAGUUACUAAACAAAACAUGUGCCGAAUCAAUAGAAUCACUCAAGGUAUCAAACAAUAAAAUAGAAAUACUAAAACAAAAAAUUAAAUCUCUUGAAAUUACAAAUGAGUCACAAAAUCAACUAAUAAAAUCACAAAUCGAAUCACUUCAACAACAAUUUAAAUCUCUUGAAACUUCCAACGGAUAUGUGGAUCAAAAGGUUUGGAAAUGCAAGGAAAAAACAAAGGAAAUGAUUAAACAUACAACAGUUCAUUCGGAAUGGGUUAUUGAAAACUUUGGUAAAAAGUAUAAAUCCAAAACUGACGAGUAUUCUGAUGAUUUUAAAAUGGGUGGAUUCGAUUGGUACAUUUGUUUAUCUUUGGAAAACGAUGGUCAGGUAGGAUUCUAUGUUUUUUUGCACAACAAUCCUGGAAAAUUGGUAAAGACGACUUUUACUUUGCAAGUGUCUUUACCUCGCUCGCAAAGCCACAUUCAACAGUUUACCAAUAUUUAUGACCACGAGGAUAGUGGUGCUGGGUAUUAUCUAGAUUCAGAAACCUAUUUAAAAGAAAUACAAGACACUGAUUGUGUCACUGUUCAAUUCAAAGGUUUUGUCGCAAAGGUAUCAGAUGAUCCAGAUAUUAAAAAAUGA
Messenger RNA from Cavenderia fasciculata, 1251 nucleotides. RefSeq names its product RING zinc finger-containing protein. The record is from RefSeq and is a predicted model, not a curated record. The coding region runs from base 1 to 1251 and encodes 416 amino acids. The transcript has 8 exons. Lineage: Eukaryota; Evosea; Eumycetozoa; Acytosteliales; Cavenderiaceae. Gene Ontology annotation, molecular function: zinc ion binding; protein binding.